AUGUCCCUCCUCCAGGUCAACGGGGUCCCAACACCCCUCCCCGUGGAGGUCUCCCCCAAAUUGUCCAUCAACGAGACCCGGGGCACCCUCUGGCUCACCCAAGACCCCGAAUUCGUCAUCGGCCUCAGCCCCGCCGGGGAGGUGACGGUGAUGGUGGCCCGGGACCUCAGCAAGGGCCUUUGUGGCCUCUGCGGUGACUACGACGGGGACGCGGCCAACGACCUCCGUGGGCCCGAUGGGAAACUGGUGGGGGACACGGUGGCACUGGCCAAGGCCUGGAGGGCGCCCGACUUCACCCUCGGGGAAAUAUCUCCCAAAAGAGGGGAAAUCACCCUCAAAAGGAGGGAAAUCACCCCAAAAAUAGAGGAAAUCAUCCCCAAAAAGGGGGAAAUCAGUCAAAAAAUAGAGGAAAUUAUCCCAAAA
This is a messenger RNA of Mesitornis unicolor (brown roatelo), 423 nucleotides long. Its product is annotated as kielin/chordin-like protein. Gene Ontology annotation, cellular component: extracellular matrix. The transcript has 2 exons. The record is from RefSeq and is a predicted model, not a curated record. NCBI's taxonomy places the organism in Eukaryota, Metazoa, Chordata, Aves, Mesitornithiformes, Mesitornithidae. The annotation marks the transcript as partial.